GUCGGGAGGUUCGAUGUUCCGAAGACGCCAGCUUGUGACGGGGAGGGGGAGGAGGAAGGCUUCCGUAAAAAGGUGCCUUUCGGUCCCUCCGCUCCCGGGGGCCCUCGGAAAAGGCCCGCCAUUCCGACCCCGCGGCUAACCCCUCCCUCAGGCUCUCUCCGCUCGAUUUCGCACCGUUAUGUGGGAAGCGAAUCCGUGAAAUGGCCAAAUGGUGUGAAGAGUGCUGGAAGAGGAGAGCAGAUGUGUGGAGUAGUUAACAGCACAGUUGAUAUUAUAUUUUAAUUCAUCGUCUUUAUUAUCCAGUCAAGACAUAGAAGAAGAUGUUUCACAAGACAGAAGAGUUCUUUCCCAAGAAGAUGGAGAGUGAUGUGGAUGACAUGGACACAUCGGACACUCAGUGGGGCUGGUUCUACCUGGCGGAAUGUGGGAAGUGGCACAUGUUUCAGCCGGAUACCAACAUUCAAUGUUCAGUUAGCAGUGAAGAUAUCGAAAAAAGCUUCAAAACAAACCCUUGUGGCUCCAUUUCCUUUACUACUUCCAAAUUCAGCUACAAGAUAGACUUUGCAGAGAUGAAGCAGAUGAACCUCGUCACUGGAAAACAGCGCCUAAUAAAAAGGGCUCCUUUCUCCAUCAGUGCCUUCAGUUACAUCUGUGAAAAUGAGGCCAUCCCCAUGCCAACACACUGGGAGAACGUGAAUACCGAAGUUCCCUACCAGCUGGUCUCCCUGCAGAACCAGACACAUGAGUAUAAUGAAGUUGCCAGUCUCUUUGGGAAAACGAUGGAUCGGAACCGAAUUAAAAGGAUUCAGAGGAUUCAAAACUUAGACUUAUGGGAGUUCUUUUGCAGGAAAAAGGCUCAGCUCAAGAAAAAGAGAGGUGUUCCUCAGAUCAAUGAGCAAAUGCUGUUUCACGGUACCAGCAGUGAAUUUGUGGAAGCAAUUUGCAUUCACAACUUUGAUUGGAGAAUCAAUGGUGUACAUGGGGCUGUCUUUGGAAAAGGAACCUAUUUCGCUAGAGAUGCUGCGUACUCCAGUCGUUUCUGCAAAGAUGACAUCAAACAUGGUAACACAUUCCAGAUUCACGGGGUCAGCGUGCAGCAGCGACAUCUGUUCAGAACCUAUAAAUCCAUGUUUCUUGCUCGAGUGCUAAUUGGGGAUUACAUAAAUGGAGACUCCAAAUACAUGAGACCUCCUUCCAAAGACGGGAGCUAUGUGAAUUUGUAUGACAGCUGUGUGGAUGACACCUGGAACCCAAAGAUCUUUGUGGUGUUCGAUGCCAACCAGAUCUACCCCGAGUACCUGAUAGACUUUCACUGACCCCACUUCCCAGGCUCAGUGGUCAAAGCUUUGCUCUCUCGUUGCAGGAGGAUUUGGCCCCCUGUCUUCUAGCCGCUAAAUAUAAAUAUUGGAUACUUUUGAAACAGAUUCAGGAAAGAAGCGGCUCCAUAUAUAAAGAAGUACUGGCUGUCAGGUUGGUUAUA
Messenger RNA from Phodopus roborovskii (desert hamster), 1480 nucleotides. RefSeq names its product poly(ADP-ribose) polymerase family member 11 (gene Parp11). Bases 321 to 1316 code for a protein of 331 amino acids. Lineage: Eukaryota; Metazoa; Chordata; Mammalia; Rodentia; Cricetidae. Gene Ontology annotation, molecular function: NAD+ poly-ADP-ribosyltransferase activity. The record is from RefSeq and is a predicted model, not a curated record. The transcript is spliced from 9 exons.